UCCUUUUAAAAGCUCUGAAAUCUUUCAGCAGCUACAGUGCUACCGUAGCCUAGUACAACAAGAUACUCCAUCUACUUACCUUUGUCUGGUUCCAGGCACAUCACCACUAAAUCGCUACGAUGAGUUUGGAUGUUGUUAAAGUUGACCUGAACUGUGAGAAGAACAACCGCGCCCACAACACCAUUGACAUCUCAGCGUCCAGACUCAUUGUCAGGAGGGGUCAGUCCUUCCUGGUCCGAUUAGAACUCCGUGGUCCCUUCAGGCCCACUACUGAUGUCCUGGAGCUGACGGUGGAGACAGGGCCCAAACCGUCGGAGCGGCUGGGGACCCGGUCGGUGUUCAGGCUCUCUGCCAGCCUUGGGAACGAUUCGUCCUGGAUGGCAGAGGUUCACAGGGAUUCAAAUCUCCCGGCAGGUUCAGUCACCCUUGGCAUCACCAGCCCAGCAAAUGCCCCAGUGGGAGAAUACAGACUCAGCCUGUCGGUAAAAACCAGCACCACUGCCGUAACGGGCCGUAGCCUAUGCAAACUGAUUCUGCUGUUCAACCCCUGGUGCCAAGAGGACUGGGUGUACCUACCUAAACAGGAGGAAAGGCAGGAAUAUGUGAUGACAGAACACGGCCUGGUGUUCAUUGGAGGUUCCAGAUCCAUCAGCUCUAUGGCGUGGGACUUUGGACAGUUUGAACCUGACAUUGUGGACAUUUGCCUGAAGAUGCUUGAUAUGAACCCGAAGUGUCUGAGAAACCCUCCUGAGGACUUCUCUGCUCGCUGCAACCCCAUCUACGUCAGUAGGGUGGUCAGUGCCAUGGUCAACACUAACGACGAUAAAGGUGUCGUUGCGGGGCGAUGGAGUGAGCCCUAUGCAGGAGGGGAGAGACCCACUAGCUGGCAUGGCAGUGUGGACAUACUGAGAAGGUGGUAUCAAUCCAACUGUAAUCCAGUCAAGUAUGGCCAGUGUUGGGUGUUCGCCUCUGUCAUGUGCACAGUACUGAGGUGUCUGGGAAUCCCGUGUCGAGUGAUUACUAACUUUGGGUCAGCCCACGACACCGACAAGAACCUGACAAUUGAUAAAUACUACUCCGAUUAUGGAAUCUGCCCAGAGUCAAACGACUCAGUCUGGAACUUCCAUGUGUGGGUGGAGGCCUGGAUGAAGCGGCCCGAUCUCUCACGCGACUCCCUGUACGACGGCUGGCAGGUUGUGGACGCCACCCCCCAGGAGACAAGCAAUGGUGUGUUCUGCUGCGGUCCAGCUCCGGUCAAAGCCAUAUUGGAGGGUCACACUGACCUCAAAUACGAUGUGGACUUUGUCUUCGCCGAAGUCAAUGCUGACCAAGUCGAAUGGAAGGUGUUUCCUGACGGCUCCAAGACAAGGAUAAACACAGACACUUCCUCUGUGGGCCAGAACAUCAGCACCAAGGCCAUCGGCAUUGACAGGAGACAGGACAUCACAGCCAAUUACAAAUAUGCAGAGGGCACAGAAAUGGAGAGAAUCGUGUACAAUCAGGCCGUGAGAAGAGGCACCAAACCCAGAUACAGUGACGAUACAGUUGACAACCAUCUCCAGAAUCGUUUGGAUGUAUCCCCAAGUAUUGUGUUGCUUAACAAGCCAGUCUACGGGCAAGACAUUGACCUCAAGCUUACAUUGAAAAACGAUGACCGUGUGACUCGAACCCUACUGAUUCGUGUCAACGCUCAGGCCGUGAGAAUCAAUGGCACCAUAUCAUCCCAGAUACAGAGUCAGCUAAUUGAACAGAUGAUCCUUCCCAACCAAGAUCUGGCCUUCCCCAUUCUCAUUCCCUUCUCUGUGUAUGGUGAGAAAAUGCUGGAGAGUAACAGUGUGAAGGUCUCAGCGGUGGUCAGUGACAAAGGCAACCCGGAGUUGGUGCGCAUCACAGAGCAGGACAUUGUCCCAGACACUCCUCCAUUCUCAAUCACAGCCAAUGGAUCUGCAGUGCUGUAUGGUGGUGAAAUGACAGCAGAGACUAUGUUUGAGAACCCUCUGUCUGAGUAUUUAACAGACUGUUGCAUCACAGUGACAGGGAGUGGCUUGCUGAAGCAGCCAAUAGAAUCCAGAAUUCCCAUGCUAAAACCAAGACAGCGGAUUCGUUUGACAUGGGCCUUCACUCCAAGCAGACCCGGCCUCAAGAAGCUUGUGGCCACCUUCGACUGCGGCCAAUUCAGGAACAUCAAGGCAAGCUGCAAUGUGGAAGUCAGACCUGCCCCAGGUGCCUGACAAAAAAACUCCCAUGAGUAAAUGGUUAUGUUCUGCACCCACCACACCUCAUGUAGGAGUGCAUGGUGUUUCUUUUCAUUCCUUCUCUCAGCUUUUAUUGACAUUUAAAUUAAGACUGUAGAUUGGAGGUCCAAACCUCUAAUGUUUGGGCUUUAUAAGAGGGGGCACUUGCACUCACAUACUCUAUGAGCCGGUAUUUGCAGUUAUAAUCAUAGAAGCUGAUGCCUUUCCUCAACAGACAGCAGGAUGUUAACCAACACUGUCCAACAGGCUUAGUACUUUGGCGGGAAAACCAUAACUUGUUUAGAUUUCUUAUGUUAGAAGCCAUUUCAAUAUUAUGUACUCUCUGAUGUUUUCUAAUGGAUACCUUACUGUUUGUCUUUUCUUUAGUGUUUUAGUCUUUUUAAUGUUUGGUUUUUACUUUCAUAAACAGAAACAAAACAGCAGUUUAGUUUUUUUGUUGUUUGCGUUUAAUAAAACAUAUUUUAACAUUUUCCUGCGGUUCUGGCCACAUUUAGCCCAGAACUAUGUGAGAAAAUCCAGUCCGCUGCUCAUUCAGCAGAAACAGUCUUGUCAGACUUUCUCUACUCAAUAAAGAAUAACAAUGCU
Messenger RNA from Esox lucius (northern pike), 2840 nucleotides. RefSeq names its product transglutaminase 8 (gene tgm8). The record is from RefSeq and is a predicted model, not a curated record. Lineage: Eukaryota; Metazoa; Chordata; Actinopteri; Esociformes; Esocidae. Gene Ontology annotation, biological process: peptide cross-linking. Gene Ontology annotation, molecular function: protein-glutamine gamma-glutamyltransferase activity. The transcript is spliced from 13 exons. The coding region runs from base 120 to 2231 and encodes 703 amino acids.